UUGAGUCUUAAACCGGAAGUAAAUGAUGCGCUGACAUCAUGGAUGUGAAACUGAGUUAAACGUUAUUUUAUCGGUCAUAUUGGAGGUUUAUUCCUGGUUUUAACAUCAUGAAGAUAAAUGAGAACACUUUACUGGAGGGACAAAAAGUCGUGUUGGUUCCUUACAAUGCAGAGCACGUGCCCAGGUAUCAUCAGUGGAUGAAGUCUCCUGAGCUGCAGCAGCUGACCGCCUCAGAGCCGCUGAGCCUGGAGCAAGAGUACGACAUGCAGCAGAGCUGGAGGGAAGAUGAUGACAAGUGCACGUUCAUCAUCUUGGACAAGCAGCAGUGGGCGGACAGCAGUGUGGGAGAGGAGCAGUGCAUGGUGGGAGAUGUCAACAUCUUUCUGACGGACCCCACAGACCUGUCCCUGGCUGAGCUGGAGGUCAUGAUAGCAGAGCCCGGUCACAGAGGUAAGGGCAUCGGGAAAGAGGUGACGCGCAUGAUGAUGAGCUACGGAGUCACCAAACUUGGGGUCAAAAAAUAUGAAGUGAAAAUUGGGCUGGACAACCAGGUCAGCAUCGCCAUGUUCAAGAAACUCCACUUCCAGAAGGUGUCCGUGUCCAAGGUGUUCAAAGAGGUGACCCUGGAGAUGGCGGUGGACGAGUCCGUCCGGGCGAGGCUGCUGGACGACACGGCUGACAUGAAGGAGAGAGACUACAGACAGACCUGCAGCAACAGACAGGAGCUGGUUUCACAGUGAAGUGCUGAACUGCACUCACACGUCCCACACAACACAACCAGCUGUGAAGGAGAUCAUUCUAAAAUCUGGUGUGUGCUUUAAACUUUUUAGAAUUUUACACACAUCUGCAGAGGUGGGAAAUACAUUUGCACAAGUACAGUUUGGAGGGACUGGUUGAUUAUGUAAGUAAUUUAAUUUUGGGAUAUAUUCUAGUUUUAUUUUUCAACUACUACAUUUCAGAGGGAAACAUUGUACUUUUUUUACAUUGUAGUUAUCGGACACCUGGAGUUACCAGUUGCACAGUAUGGCCAAAAGUAUGUGAAUACACCAGCAUUGUUUAUUAGAUUGUUAAACAUGUCAUUACAAAACCAUGGCUACUAAUCCGCUGCUAUAACAGCCUCCACACUUUUAGGAAAGAAGUACAAAAGUACAUUGGCUGUGGUCAAAGGUGAUGGAUGGGGUUGAGGUCAGGGCCCUGUUUCUUUAUGUGCCUGGCUUUAUGUACAGGGGCAUUGUCAUGUUGAAAGAUCUUCCGCACACAAAGUUGGAAACACUAUUGUCUAAAUAUGUUGCAUGCUGUAAAAUAAUCCCUUAAUUGAAACUAAGGGGCCUAACCCAAACCGCAAAAAAACAACUCAUGUACGUAUACUUUUGGUCAUGUAGUGUAUAUUGCAGAUUCAGAUUUUACUUUCAACAUGAGAUGAAUGUCUCAUAUUUUAAAUCUUGUAUCUCAUAAAAGCAAAGUGUUCAAGAUCCCGGAAAUACGUACUUUCUCUUUUCCUCCUCCUAUCUUUCCUUUUUCUGUAGCUCAUUCCUCUCUGAUCCGGAGACAUUAAACUCUGCUCUUCUCUUUAA
Molecule: messenger RNA, 1574 nt
Organism: Cottoperca gobio
Lineage: Eukaryota; Metazoa; Chordata; Actinopteri; Perciformes; Bovichtidae
Gene: nat9
Product: N-acetyltransferase 9
Exons: 6
Coding region: 108-740 (210 amino acids)
Molecular function (GO): N-acetyltransferase activity
Source: RefSeq, a predicted model, not a curated record